This is a messenger RNA of Pseudogymnoascus destructans, 261 nucleotides long. RefSeq lists its product as uncharacterized. The transcript is spliced from 2 exons. Lineage: Eukaryota; Fungi; Ascomycota; Leotiomycetes; Thelebolales; Thelebolaceae. Bases 1 to 261 code for a protein of 86 amino acids. The record is from RefSeq and is a predicted model, not a curated record.
AUGGGCUUGAAUACGGCAGUGAAUGCUAAGGACACUACGUGUGACAAGAAGAUCGAUAAGAGCAACCACUGGCAGCCACAGCUGUCCCACCAGAACUCUGAUGGCAGCUUUGACUUAAUCCACUUCCAAGGAACCGCUGUGUACUACUUGAACCGAGCGUGCGACUAUGAGGAGGGAAGAACUCAGUGCCCGUCCGGCUUCUCCCCUGCAGCUCCUCUGGCUGGUCUGCGCAUGGUCACUGGAAACCCAAUGCGUCGAUAA